AUUUUAGAACCAGGCGCCAGUCUCCCUAAUCUAUCUCCUCACAUGUCCAUUUCACGUUACCAAAGAUGUCGUCCCACUUAGAUCGUAACCCUGGAGUGCCGCUGGAUUUAGAGUGGGUAAGCAGAGCAAGAGUUAAUCUUCCUGCAGUUAAACGACGCGCAGACACGCUGAAAAAUCGCCGAUCGGUAAAGAAGCAGUGGCAAGCGGCUUGGCUUCUCCGAGCAGUGACCUGCAUAGAUUUAACAACUCUGUCAGGAGAUGACACAGCGACCAAUGUGGCUCGAUUGUGCUUCAAAGCACAAAAUCCAGUGAGACAGGACUUGCUGGAAAGCAUGGGUAUGGCAGACAAGGGAAUAACCACAGGUGCGGUUUGUGUUUACUCAUCCCGCGUUCCGGACGCUGUCAAGACUCUGGAGGAUAUUAACUCCGAGAUACCAAUUGCCUCAGUGGCCGCAGGAUUCCCAGCAGGUCAGACUCCACUCAAGCAAAGACUAGAGGAAAUAGAGACAGCUGUUGCUUCAGGUGCCACAGAAAUUGAUAUUGUUAUCAGCCGAGCAUUCGUGCUUGAAGGAAACUGGGAGGCACUCUACAAUGAAGUGCAGGCAAUGCGCAAGGCUUGCGGAGAAGCCCAUCUAAAAACAAUUAUUGCCACAGGUAUUUUUUAAACUUGAAUUUUGUCAUAGGCAAUCAGGCUUUCCUGUAAAUAAUAGUAUAUCAAAGUUACUUUAUUUCUGACAAUGAACUGACAACUGGUUGACAAUUUCAAAAUCUCUGCUCGCAGGUGAAGAUUACUUUACUCGUCACCUCUGAGUUAAACAAAUCAGAGAGCACUUACAAGUGCAGUACAUGUAAUUAUUGAACCUCUUGCUUGAGAUUUGUGCAAGCUGUAGGAGGUGUGAUUGACUAGUUUUAUUUUAUUGUUCUGAAUCUACCAUAACUAUUUAUACUAUUGAACAAAGGAUAUUGAUAAAACUCUAAGGAGGGGUAUUGUUGAUUCCCUUUGGUAAUUUGUUAUUGUACGGAAAAACUGUAUAUUUGUUCAGAGGGUCUCUACUGAUAAAUAAAGAUACUAAAACUUGGACAUUCCACCAUGGAAGUCUGCCAAUUUUUGAGUUAUUUUUUUGUAAAAAGAAUACCUCU
Molecule: messenger RNA, 1140 nt
Organism: Orbicella faveolata
Lineage: Eukaryota; Metazoa; Cnidaria; Anthozoa; Scleractinia; Merulinidae
Product: deoxyribose-phosphate aldolase-like
Biological process (GO): deoxyribonucleotide catabolic process; carbohydrate catabolic process
Cellular component (GO): cytoplasm
Molecular function (GO): deoxyribose-phosphate aldolase activity
Source: RefSeq, a predicted model, not a curated record